Molecule: messenger RNA, 775 nt
Organism: Raphanus sativus (radish)
Lineage: Eukaryota; Viridiplantae; Streptophyta; Magnoliopsida; Brassicales; Brassicaceae
Product: protein DCL homolog, chloroplastic
Exons: 3
Coding region: 56-667 (203 amino acids)
Biological process (GO): chloroplast rRNA processing; chloroplast organization
Cellular component (GO): chloroplast
Source: RefSeq, a predicted model, not a curated record
GUUUAGAACGUUUCUCGUUAGGUGAUUCAACGAAGAGAAGAAGAGGGGGUCGUCAAUGACCUCGCUACUCCUCCUCAGAACGCUCCCGCUCCUCCGCAACGGUUUUCUCAACAGCCGUCAUCAUCAAUUAAGCAUCGCAUCAUCGGCGUGUUUCUUCUCUCGCCGGCGCCGUCUGUUGUCGUGUUCUCUUUCUGAUAAACCGCAGUUUCGGGAGGAGGAUGAUUCUCCCGUGAAAGUGAACUCGACGGCGGCGCCUGUUGAUGACGAGAAUUGGCGUUAUGAAGAUCCUGAUUAUCGCAAGUGGAAGAACCUUGAGGCGGAGAUACUCGGAGACGUCGAACCUUCAGCUCUUCUCGCUAAAGAUAUUCUUCACUCCGAUAGAUAUUUGGAUGGGGAACGCUUGGACUUUGAGGAUGAGAAAAUUAUCAUGGAAAAGCUUCUUCCCUUUCACCCAUACGCUAAAGAUAAAAUUGGCUGCGGUCUUGAUUUUAUUAUGGUUGAUCGCCAUCCUCAGUUCAGGCACUCGAGGUGCCUGUUUGUUGUGAGAACGGAUGGUGGGUGGAUAGAUUUCUCCUACCAGAAGUGUCUUCGAGCCUAUGUUCGAGAUAGGUACCCGUCUCACGCCGACAGAUUUAUUCGUGAACAUUUUAAGCGCGCUAGUAGCUAAAACUCAUUACUGGAGAUGAUGUUCUGUUAAUACCGUCCCAAUACAACAGCGAAUAUUCUCAUAUACUUUUUGCUGCUUACCGUUAGCGAAAGAAGUUACACAAAACGA